AUGGUCCCUGGGAUUCUGGAAACCGGCGGUCCUGCUCUAGCAGGAUUGCAAUCCCGCUCUAGCCGCAUCACAACCGCUGCAGCGUCAAAUGCCCCGGGUGGAGCUUCCGCCUCCCCCGCAUCCGCGCCCGCUGCGCCUAGGCCCGGCGCGAGCGGAGGCGGGGAGGCGCUUAUAUCGGGGGAAGGGCUGGCGAAGAGCUUCGGAAUGGACGUUCUUUUCGAGGGGCUGGAUGUGACUAUAAGCAGAGGGCAGAAGCUGGGGCUGCUGGGGCGGAACGGAUGCGGUAAAAGCACAUUGCUGAGGAUACUAGCGGGGAUGGACGCACCUGAUAAGGGCAAGGUGCAGCGCCGGCGGCACCUGAACCUGGCGUUUCUCGCUCAGGAUCCGGACCUACCCGCGUCUCUGUCACUUCUAGACGCGGUGUUGUCAGCGGACAAUGCGGCCAUGCGUGCUGUGAGGGAGUACGAGCGAGCAGCGCAGAGGAUGAAGGGCCGAGACCCCACCCCCUCGGAGGCAGCAGCGCUGCAGCGGGCCAUGGAUGGGGUGGAGGCGAUGGGGGCAUGGGACGUGGUGGCAGAAGCAGAGAAGCUGCUGGAGAUCCUCGGGCUGGGGGACGCUGCUCUCACCAACGGUGGUGGCGGUGGUGGCGGGGGGAUUAUGGAGCGGCAAGUUUCGUCGCUUAGUGGCGGGCAGAAGAAGAGAGUGGCCCUGGCUGCGACGCUGCUGGCAAAGCCAGAGCUGAUCAUUCUCGAUGUGAGUGGCUUUGUGCGUGAUGCGACUAAGACCUCAAAGAAACCAGAGCUCAUCAUUCUCGAUGUGAGUCGAUCUGCCUGCCUCUCCGCCUCUGCCUCUCCGCCUCUGCCUCUCCGCCUCUGCCUCUCCGCCUCUGCCUCUCCGCCUCUGCCUCUCCGCCUCUGCCUCUCCGCCUCUGCCUCUCCGCCUCUGCCUCUCCGCCUCUGCCUCUCCGCCUCUGCCUCUCCGCCUCUGCCUCUCCGCCUCUGCCUCUCCGCCUCUGCCUCUCCGCCUCUGCCUCUCCGCCUCUGCCUCUCCGCCUCUUCCUCUCCGCCUCUGCCUCUCCGCCUCUUCCUGCCUGAUCAAGGGCAAGAUUCAAAGAAUUCUGCAUUCACCACUCCCCCUUACCCAGAUCCCCCACUCCUUUUCCUCUCCCUCUAUCUCCAUUACUCCUUGAAUCCCCUCCUGCCACCCCAUUGCUCUUUGCCACUCCUCACCAUUAGGAGCCCACCAACCACAUGGACGAGCCCACCAACCACAUGGACGCGGCGGUCAUUGAUUGGAUGCAAUCCGCCCUCUCCGACCCCUCUCUCACCGUCGUCCUCGUCUCUCACGACCGUUACUUUCUCGAUGCCGUUGCACGCAAAUGCUCGAGAUGACACCCUUGGUGGCUUCUCACCCACACGCCCACUCAUAUUCCUCGCCUCAACCCUACCCCUGAACCUGAAAGAACCUAAUUCCGUCUCCUCCUCCACCCACCCUCCCCCUCACCAGGAGCCCACCAACCACAUGGACGUGGCAGUCAUUGAUUGGAUGCAAUCCGCCCUCUCCGACCCCUCUCUCACCGUCGUCCUCGUCUCCCACGACCGUUACUUUCUCGACGCCGUCUGCACUCAAAUGCUCGAGAUCGACCGGGGGACCUCCUUCCGCCACUCGGGCAACUACACAAACUUUUUGGCUGCCCGGGCGAAGCGGGCGGUCGAAGAAGCCGCCGCGAUUGGCCGGGCAGCAAACACGCUGCGGCGGGAGGGGGAGUGGAUGCGGCGAAUGCCGAAAGCUAGAUCGACUAAGUCCCGGUCGAGAAUCGACCGGUUUUUGGCGCUUACUAAAGCAACGGCGGAGAAAAGGCAGCGGCAGCAGCAGGCGGCGGUGGGGAGUGUGGUGGAGAUGGGUAUGGGGGAGGCACGACUGGGUGGGAAGGUGUUGGAGUUGAGAGAUGCUACGGCGAUGCGAGGAGAGAGCACCGUGUUUGAAGGGUUUACGUAUGAGUUUGGUCGCGGGGAUCGGCUGGGAGUGGUGGGCCGAAACGGAGCAGGGAAGACCACUUUCCUAGACGCGUUAGCAGGCCUCCUGCCUCUCCCUUCCGGUACCAGAGAUGUGGGGGAGACGGUGGUGAUGGGGUAUUACACACAGCACAUGCCCCCCGUGCCGGACAACAUGAGAGUUCUCGACUUUGUUCAAAACUUCAACCCGACAGCUGCUGUCCUCGGCUCCUGGGGCUCCAUCCCUGCUGCUGCUGCCGCUGCCGCUGCUGGUGAUGGUUCUGCCUCUAGUUCUUCUCCCGUUGCUGCUGGUUCGGGUGGGGCUUCUAUGUCUGGAGGGAGUGGUUCGGACGAGCCUGUUUCCGCUUCGGAGCUUCUGGAGCGGUUUGGAUUUCCCCGGGCGAAGCAGUACGCCUGGGCGUCAAAGCUGAGUGGAGGGGAGAAACGGCGGCUGUUACUGGCAGCAGUGUUGGCGCAGCGCCCAAACUUCCUCAUGCUGGAUGAGCCCACCAACGACCUCGACUUACAAACCAUCGAGGCUCUGGAGUCAUUCCUCUCAGCGUACGAGGGCUGUCUGCUAGUGGCCUCCCACGACCGGGCAUUCAUGGAUGCGGUGGUUGACCGCCAGUUCGUGCUGCAAGGGGACGGACAGGUGUUGCUUUACGACGGGCUGUUCUCGGAAUAUCUCGCUGACGCGCAGGAGCAAAAAGCGGAGAAGGAAAAAGAGGAGAAGGAGAGGGUUGCGGAGGAGGAGAGGAGGAAGGAGGCUGAAGCAAAGAGUGUGGCUGAGGAGCGGAGGAAGGGGGAGGAGGGAGCAGGUUCGGGUGGGAUUAAGGUGAAAGGGAAGUCGGCUCGGAAGAUGUCGUAUAUGGAGAGGAAGGAGUGGGAGCGGUUGGAAAAGGAGAUUGAGAAGUUGGAGAAGAAAAAGGUGGCGGUUGAGGCACAGCUGGAGGAGAAGAGCAAGGCGGGAGAUUUUGCGAUGCUCCAAGGGUUGUCCGAUGAGCUUGCUGCGCUGGGACAGGCUAUAGAGGCGAAAUCAGAUAGGUGGCUCGAGCUGGCAGAGCUAGCUGAGUAG
Messenger RNA from Closterium sp. Naga37s-1, 3069 nucleotides. NCBI's taxonomy places the organism in Eukaryota, Viridiplantae, Streptophyta, Zygnematophyceae, Desmidiales, Closteriaceae. The record is from the annotation of a GenBank genome assembly.